AGACACAAUCUGACCAGUGACAAGUGCAUGGUGUUCGGUCUUGUGGAGCUACAGCGCAUGGACGCAAAAUGUGGACUCGUGUGCCACGGGUGAAAUUUUCCAAUGGUUUCGACAUUCCGCUGAUUGGACUGGGAACGUACUUGACCCGAGGCGAGGAAGGAGUCAAGUCUAUCAAGCAGGCAAUCGAUAUCGGCUACCGUCACAUUGAUACCGCUUACAGGUACGGGAACGAGUGUGAGGUAGGCCAAGCCGUCAACGAAAAGAUAAGGGAAGGAUUUGUCGCCCGGGAGGAUUUGUUCAUAACAACAAAGCUAUGGAAUUCAUUUCACGCCCCGCAGCAUGUGGCCGAAGCUUUCAAACGAUCGAUGGAAAAGCUGAACUUGGAUUACGUUGACCUGUACCUGAUGCACAUGCCUAUGGGGUUGGGUUUUAGGGGAUUUCAAGAACAGGACCUCAUCGCGUAUGACAGCUCCGGGAAAGUGAUUUGCUCUGAUGUUGACUUUUGUGACACCUGGAAAGCCAUGGAAGAGUUAGUGCACAGUGGAAAAGUUCGCAGUAUAGGUGUCUCGAAUUUCAACAGUGAACAACUGCAACGUCUGUUGUCUAGUGCAAGCAUCAAACCCGCUACCAAUCAGGUGGAAUGCAAUCCCGGCUUUACGCAAAAGCGGCUAAUCCAGUUCUGUCGCCAUCUAGGCAUUACGGUGACAGCCUUCAGUCCCAUGGGUCGCGUAGAUCGAUGCGAUUCCUCCAGUCGAGUGACAGCCGAUGUCCUGCUACAUCCCAAUGUGACGGCCAUCGGCGCCAAAUAUGGAAAGACAACGGCCCAGAUUGUGCUCCGCUACUUGAUUGAGAUUGGCACAAUACCGAUACCGAAGCCGUCGAACCGUGCCGAGACGUUACAGAACAUUGACAUCUUUGACUUUAGGCUGACACCAGAUGAGGUGACCCUGAUGGACCAGUUUGACGGUGGUAAGCGGGCGGUGCCAUUGAAAUAUUACAACCACCAUCGGGACUAUCCAUUUGGAAGUGAGGAGAUUUAGUCUGCUGGGUAUUGUGAUGAAAGAAUUAGGUUGCAUUAUCCAAUGGAGUAGGAACGGUUUGCGGGGGAGUGAUUAGUAACGUUAGGUUCAUGGAAUGAGUUGAUUUGAUCAUUAAUGCGACAGAGUUUUAGUUAAAUAUGUUCCAAUUAGCAACAAUAGGUAAUUCAAUUUGCAACAGUUUGUAAUUCAGGAUUAAUUAACAUCACUAAGAUGAAAAUGAUAUUCAAUUGUCGAGAUCAGUCCUGGUCAAGUACUUACAACUGGUAAAGAUAGGAAUUAUACACAGUCAGAAAUUAUUGUCGUCUUCGGUAUUGAUUUCACCGAAAUCUCAAACUGCUGAAAGUUCGGUAAAUCUUUAACCUUCUUUUUAAGCCUAUUUUUUUUAAAUAAUUAAAAACUGACAUCAAUCUUUUUUUUUAAUUACCAAUUUUUGUCAUUGCAGAGGAGUUUUCAGAUUUUUAUUUUAGCUUUUGAGUUCAGCUGUUGAGUCUUCGGUGAAAUUCACCGAAGUCAACGAUAAUUUCUAACCCUGUAUAGUUAAUUAAAUACUUACUAAAGUAAGAAGAUUGUGUUCUCAAAAGUGCGCUGAUUAAGCGAGGAAGGAGAGUAUCUCGUAAGUGGAAAGACCUGGGAAUGAACCCACAAGUUAUUUCUCGCUGACCAUUGAUGUAGUGAAGUACCAUUCCCGUUUUUUUACAAAUACGCAAUAAA
Molecule: messenger RNA, 1751 nt
Organism: Ochlerotatus camptorhynchus
Lineage: Eukaryota; Metazoa; Arthropoda; Insecta; Diptera; Culicidae
Product: 1,5-anhydro-D-fructose reductase-like
Exons: 4
Coding region: 69-1040 (323 amino acids)
Cellular component (GO): cytosol
Molecular function (GO): aldose reductase (NADPH) activity
Source: RefSeq, a predicted model, not a curated record